AUGGAGCAAGAACAAUCUAUUGUUGAAAAGUUUGAGAAAUUUAUAUGGAAGAUUGAGAACUUCUCUCGCUUGAAAACUGAUGAGGUUUACUCUGAGACUUUUGUCAUAGGCGGCUAUCCAUGGAAAAUUCGUCUACAUCCAAAGGGGGACGAAGAUGACGAAUACUUACAAAUAUACGUGGAGGCUGUAAAAACUGCUAAUAUGUCUGAGGGAUGGAGCAGAGUUGUCAAAUUUAAGUUGCUUGUUUUCAAUCAGCUCAAUACCAACAUGACAAUCUCUGAAGAUUUUGGUGACUGUGUGUUCGAUGCAAGUGAGACUUCUUGGGGUUUCUAUGAUUUCAUGGAGUUAGACGACCUUAAUGAUCCUCAGAUGGGGUUUAUUGUGGAGGAUGCUUGUAUCGUCGGAGCAGAAAUUUUUGUUUCUACUUCAAGCCGCGAGAAGCUAGUAAAUCAAGCAGAUAGCUUAACUGUUUCAGCAGUUUCUAUUGAACCUACAAAACAAGAUGAUGCAGAGUCGGGGUAUGCUGCAUUGGGGAGAGUUAUUCAUUUCUUUAAGACAAGAAAAGUGAAAGACAUGAAUGAACAAGUUUGUAAGGAACUUCAAGUUUUAUGGGAUGAACUUAAGAAAUUUCAAUUUGAUGUCACUUGGCUAGAGCUGCAUGUUCAAUCUGCUUUGGGAAUGAAAAGUUAUGUGGAGAAAGUUCUUGAGGCUGAAAAGUUGAAGCAGAAUAUGACAGUUCUAGAGCUUGAAAUGGAGAGGCUAAAGGAGAAAUUAGUUGCAGCGGAGCUAAAUAUUGACGUAGAAAGAGACUCGUUGAAUGCAAAAGGCUUUAAAGAGAUAGGUUUAGAUUCUGAAUUGGGAUGUGUGAUUUGGAGACCACAGAUAUAG
Molecule: messenger RNA, 888 nt
Organism: Trifolium pratense (red clover)
Lineage: Eukaryota; Viridiplantae; Streptophyta; Magnoliopsida; Fabales; Fabaceae
Product: MATH domain and coiled-coil domain-containing protein At3g58410-like
Exons: 3
Coding region: 1-888 (295 amino acids)
Molecular function (GO): protein binding
Source: RefSeq, a predicted model, not a curated record